GCGCGUCCGGGCCUGGCCAAGCAGCGUCUCGGGCUCUGUGCAUCUCUUCGGGAGCGGCGCGGGAAGGAUGCUCGUCCGUAGGGGCGCGCGCGCGGGGCGCGGGAUGCCGCGGGGCUGGACCGCGCUCUGUUUGCUGAGUUUGCUGCCCUCUGGGUUCACAAAUACAGAGAACUUGACUACUACUGCCACAAAGACAUCUACCCCAGGAAUAUCUUCAACUGUCCCUACAACUAUACCCAACCAGGAAAGCACAAUAUCAAGUACUUUUGGAAACAUCAGCCUCUACACUGUCUCUCAGGACAGCAAUGGGAACACAGCAGCCAUCUCAGAGCCUACAGUCAAUUUCACAUCUACCUCUGGGAUCACCCCAGUCCCUGGAACCAUGAACUCUUCUGUCCAGUCACAGACCUCUUUAGCCACCACAGUGUCUUCUACCACCAUCAACUUUACAACUUCAGAGAUGACCUUGCAGCCCAGCAUGUUACCUGGAAAUAUCUCAGAUUCCCCAUACAAUAGUACCAGCCCUGUGACAUCUCCCACUAACCCCUAUACAUCAUUUUCUCCUAUCCCAAGUACCAUCAAGGGAGAAAUAAAAUGUUCCAGAGUCAAAGAAGUGAAAUUGACCCAAGGUAUCUGCCUGGAGCUAAAUGAGACCUCCAGCUGUGAGGAGUUUAAGAAGGACAAUGGAGAGGAACUGACCCGAGUCCUGUGUGGGAAGCAGCAGGGUGAGGCCAGGGCCGGGGUGUGCUCCUUGCUCCUGGCCCAGUCUGAGGUGAGGCCUCACUGCCUGCUGCUGGUCUUGGCCAACAGAACAGAACUUUCCAGCAAGCUCCAACUUCUGAAAAAGCACCAGUCUGACCUGAAAGAGCUGGGCAUCCAAGGCUUCACUGAACAAGACGUCGGGAGCCACCAGAGCUAUUCCCGAAAGACCUUGAUUGCACUGGUCACCUCGGGGAUCCUGCUGGCUGUCUUGGGCACCGCGGGCUAUUUCCUGAUGAACCGCCGCAGUUGGAGCCCCACAGGAGAAAGGCUGGGCGAAGACCCUUAUUACACGGAGAACGGUGGAGGCCAGGGCUAUAGCUCAGGCCCUGGGGCCUCCCCCGAGGCUCAGGGAAAGGCCAGUGUGAAUCAAGGGGCUCAGGAGAACGGCACCGGCCAGGCCACCUCCAGAAACGGCCAUUCAGCGAGACAACACGUGGUGGCUGAUACCGAACUGUGACAGGGGGCGAGUGGGCGGGGCGAGACUGGGCAAAGUCUGGGGAAGGAGCCCCUCCCUGCACCUGAGCACGUGCUGUCUCCCUGCUGGGGGAGCCUCCCUUAUCCUCCACCCUUUCCCACUGCACACCCCGUCGGAGGCCAUUCCUGGGACCCUGCCCUGUUCCAGGCCAAGGGGUUCUCACCACCUUGGGGAGAGACAGGUAGCUCCUGCCCUUUCCACAUUCAGCUCCCUGCACCCAGCCUCUGGGCUGCUCUGCGUAAAGGUGUGAUAGGGAAAGCCAAGGUGCAGAGAAACUCCUUGGGGGGGUUGAGGGCUUGCAGCUUCCACACAGGGGCCCCUUCCCUCCCCAUCCUCUCUGCCUCAUUAUAGGAACUCCCAGGGGAAAGCACAGGCUUUUCUGGGUUGUCAUUUCCUCCCAGGAGACUUUGCCUUUUACUCUUUCGUCGUUAUAUUUUCUUUCUCUACUUUAGGGAAACCAAAGCAACCCCUUUCACCUGCUCCUUUGUAAUGAUAUAGCCAGAAAAUCAUGUUGUCUUAAACCAUCUCCCUCAUUCCCCCUCUAAGGCACUGUGGAUUCUGUCACCAGCUCCCCUCUUGCUCUCCAAGUUCCCUGAGCUCCACAGGCCCUGCCCGCCCCCACCUCCAAGUUUUAGAACAAUGUCCUGUGUCUGUGUGUUUGGGGUACGUGCACACACAUGGACACAAAUGGGUGAGGGCACAUAGCUUGGCCCUUAUCUCUGCGGGGCCACGCAGAGCUUCUGCUUGGGCUGCUGCUUCUCCCUGUGGCUCAGAGUGGACAGGACCGUGGGACCAGAUCUCUGAGCUGUGCCUCUUGACCUGUGUGCUUCUGAGGAAGACUCGUGCACGGAGGCUAGGUUCUGACCUUAACCUCUGUCUCAACGGCUUCCUCCCUCCUCUCCCUGACUCCUGGGUUGAGCUGUGGCCUCAGCCUCCCAGCAGACUCCUUUCUGUCUCUGCCUUCCCAACCCUUAAUCCUUUUACUGCUCUGCAACCCAUGUGGUCAGGGCCCCAGCACGUCUUCAGAGGACCCUCACCACAAGCCACCUUUUCUGUGAGUGACCCAGGUCCUGUUUUUGUUUCUGUUUUAUUCCAGAGGGGUGAAAAGGGAUCCUGGUUUCAAUGACGGUUGGAAAUAGAACUUUCCAGAGAUAGGAAGAUGGGGUGGAUUUUUUUUUUCCUGAAUAAAAAAUGAUGUGUGUAAAUACUGUAAUUAAAGUGAUACUGAAACAUA
This is a messenger RNA of Globicephala melas (long-finned pilot whale), 2471 nucleotides long. RefSeq names its product CD34 molecule (gene CD34). Lineage: Eukaryota; Metazoa; Chordata; Mammalia; Artiodactyla; Delphinidae. Gene Ontology annotation, biological process: cell-matrix adhesion. Gene Ontology annotation, cellular component: membrane. The record is from RefSeq and is a predicted model, not a curated record.